AUGGCCGCAGCACAGCAGGAGGAGACCUAUCCCAGGAAAAUACUGGACUACAUGGAAGGCUUCUUGAUAUCCAAAACUCUGUUUGCUGCGUGCGAGCUGGGAGUGUUUGACCACUUGGAGGCGUCAGAGCGCCCCCUGUCUGCAACCGAGGUGGCCCAGGCCCUGGGCACCAGCGAGGACGGAACACAGCGGCUGCUCUCGGCUUGUGCAGGCCUGGAGCUUUUGAUCGUCCAGCAGAGCAAUGACCAGGUUGUUUACAGCAACGCGGGUUUAUCCAGUAGAUAUCUGACGCGGACAGGCCCGCAGUCCCUCUACCACUCCAUCCAGUACAACUCCAAGACCAUCUACCUAUGCUGGCACUACCUGACCGACGCAGUGAGGGAAGGACGUAACCAGUACGAGAAGGCAUUUGGCGUCAGCUCCAAAGACCUCUUUGAAGCGCUGUACAGGUCGGACGAGGAGAUGACCAAAUUCAUGCACCUCAUGAACUCCAUAUGGAACAUAUGCGGCAAAGACGUGGUCACGGCAUUCGAUCUCUCCCCCUUCAAGAGCAUCUAUGACCUUGGAGGCUGCAGCGGUGCAUUAGCCAAACAGUGCACUCUGGCGUAUCCGGGCUCCAGCGUGACCAUCUUUGACCUUCCUAAGGUGGUGCAGAUGUCAAGGGAGCACUUUGUGUCAGCCGAGGACAAGCGGAUUUCAUUCCAUGAAGGGGACUUUUUUAAGGACGCGCUGCCUGAAGCCGACCUCUACAUCCUGGCCAGGAUACUGCAUGACUGGACAGAUGAGCGCAGCUUGGAGCUCCUGGCCAAAGUCUACCAGUCCUGCAGACCCGGUGGAGGUGUGCUGCUGGUGGAGGCGCUGCUGCACGAGGACGGUGGCGGGCCGCUGACGGCGCAGCUGUACUCGCUCAACAUGCUGGUGCAGACGGAGGGCCGCGAGCGCCGCGCCUCCGAGUACGCCCGUCUCCUCACCGCCGCGGGGUUCACCUGCCUGCAGGUGCAGCGCACCGGCAAGAUCUACGACGCCAUCCUGGCCAGGAAAUAG
This is a messenger RNA of Sardina pilchardus (European sardine), 1044 nucleotides long. It is a transcript of the gene asmt, whose product is annotated as acetylserotonin O-methyltransferase. Bases 1 to 1044 code for a protein of 347 amino acids. The record is from RefSeq and is a predicted model, not a curated record. Gene Ontology annotation, biological process: melatonin biosynthetic process; methylation. Lineage: Eukaryota; Metazoa; Chordata; Actinopteri; Clupeiformes; Clupeidae. Gene Ontology annotation, molecular function: acetylserotonin O-methyltransferase activity. The transcript is spliced from 8 exons.